UCCAUCCAUGACUGUUGUGAAGAUUACAGGUCUGACCACGCGCUGUGGUUACAGCUUGUCGAUGUCCACUGUCAGGCCCUCAGGAUGCAGUGCCCACCAGGGGGCAGCAGGUCUCGGCCGAGCGGCCGGCCGCCGUCGACGUCAGGACCAGCGCCCCGCCCCGUGACCGUGACCCUGGGCGGCGCGGGGACAGCGUACAGCUCCGCAGGCUGCCGGCGCGGCGUGAGCGCUUCAGGCCGCGCGAUGGGUGCCGAGGCCUCCGGGAGCGGACCGGCGCUGCGGGAGCUGGUGCGCGAGGCCGAGAUCAGCCUGCUCGAGUGCAAGGUGUGCUUUGAGCGGUUCGGCCACCGCCAGCAGCGGCGCCCGCGCAACCUGCCCUGCGGCCACGUGGUCUGCUUGGCCUGCGUGGCCGCCCUGGCGCACCCGCGGACGCUGGCCCUCGAGUGCCCCUUCUGCCGGCGAGCCUGCAGGGGCUGCGACACCAGCGACUGCCUGCCGGUGCUGCACCUCCUGGAGCUCCUGGGCUCCGCGCUGCGCCCGGCCCCAGCCGCCCCCCGCGCCGCCCCCUCCGCCCCCUCCGCCCCCGGGGUCCUCACCUGCCACCACGCCUUCGGAGGCUGGGGGACCCUGGUCAACCCCACUGGGCUGGCGCUGUGUCCUAAGACGGGGCGGGUCGUGGUGGUGCACGACGGCAGGAGGCGUGUCAAGAUCUUUGACGCUGGGGGAGGAUGUGCCCAUCAGUUUGGAGAGAAGGGGGACGCUGCUCAGGACAUUAGGUACCCACUUGACGUCACCGUCACCAACGACUGCCAUGUGGUUGUCACCGACGCCGGCGACCGCUCCAUCAAAGUGUUUGACUUCUUUGGCCAGAUCAAGCUUGUCAUCGGAGGCCAGUUCUCCUUGCCUUGGGGUGUGGAGACCACUCCUCAGAAUGGGGUCAUGGUAACAGAUGCGGAGGCGGGGUCCCUGCACCUCCUGGAAGUCGACUUUCCAGAAGGGGUCUUCCGGAGAACUGAACGGUUGCAAACUCACCUGUGCCAUCCCCGGGGGGUGGCGGUGUCCUGGCUCACCGGGGCCAUUGCGGUCCUAGAGCACCCCCUGGCUGUGGGGACCGGGGCCUGCAGCACCACGGUGAAGGUGUUCAGCGCAAGUAUGCAGCUCAUUGGCCAGGUGGAUGCCUUUGGGCUGAGCCUCUUUUUCCCCUCCAAAAUAACCGCCUCCGCUGUGACCUUUGAUCACCAGGGGAACGUGAUUGUUGCCGAUACUUCUAGUCAGGCUGUCCUAUGCUUAGGAAAACCUGAGGAGUUUCCAGUACUGAAGCCCAUCAUCACCCACGGUCUUUCCCAUCCUGUGGCACUGACCUUCACCAAGGAAAAUUCUCUUCUUGUGCUGGACAGUGCAGCCCAUUCUAUAAAAGUCUAUAAGGUUGAGUGGGGGUGAUGGUGGGAGUCUUGGGGCCUGGCAUCAGAAGCCCUGGAGCUGCCACUGCUGAAUUGUUGAACCCUGGAUAAAUUACUUAAUCUCAUCUGUUCAACAGAGAUAAUUAUAAGUGCCUGGUAGACUUACAAAGGUUGGGACAAUUAUUAAAGAAUAAUAAUUAAAUCUACGAUUUAUGGAUUAUGUACUCCCUGUGCUAAGAAGUUUGCUAAUAUUAGCUCCUUUAAUCCUUACAAUUACCCAAUUUCUAUUAUGAAUCCCAUUUUAGAGAUAAGAAAACUGAGACCCAGAGAGCUUAAGUGAUUUACC
Molecule: messenger RNA, 1746 nt
Organism: Eubalaena glacialis (North Atlantic right whale)
Lineage: Eukaryota; Metazoa; Chordata; Mammalia; Artiodactyla; Balaenidae
Gene: NHLRC1
Product: NHL repeat containing E3 ubiquitin protein ligase 1
Exons: 1
Coding region: 85-1440 (451 amino acids)
Biological process (GO): proteasome-mediated ubiquitin-dependent protein catabolic process; negative regulation of translation; protein polyubiquitination
Molecular function (GO): translation repressor activity; protein binding; ubiquitin protein ligase activity
Source: RefSeq, a predicted model, not a curated record